Molecule: messenger RNA, 1678 nt
Organism: Labeo rohita (rohu)
Lineage: Eukaryota; Metazoa; Chordata; Actinopteri; Cypriniformes; Cyprinidae
Gene: ripply3
Product: ripply transcriptional repressor 3
Exons: 4
Coding region: 689-1093 (134 amino acids)
Biological process (GO): negative regulation of transcription by RNA polymerase II; embryonic pattern specification
Cellular component (GO): nucleus
Source: RefSeq, a predicted model, not a curated record
GAUCAAAAUUAUGGCUACAGACAAUUUAGUAGUGGAUUGAUGUUGGUAGGGACAAAUCAGAGCAUCUGCUAAAUUCUGGAUUUGUUUGCUGGCCAAGAGAUAGAACAUCUGACAGUGAAUACACACACUGGUUUUAGGGGUUGAUUUGAUUCCAUAGUGAUUCCUAAUGGUUUUUCUACUGUACAAACGUUCCGUUGCACAUCCUGUGUGGACUAAACUUUAAUUCUGUUUGUUGUCAAUGAGAAAUGUCAUUCAGAACCUUUAAGAUAACAGAGUAUUUAGUCACAUAAUCACUUUAACUUAACUCAUUUUAGUCACUUAUUUAUUUAGAAUUUAGUUGUUCAUUUCGUUUAUCAGCAAUAAUUAGUUCAUAUUUUCCACUGUAACCUGUUGAGGUUUAUUUUCCUUCAGAUACGGACUGUAUUUAUUCUCCGUCCUCUCGUGCCCUCUAGCGGCAGCUCAGCUACUGUGAGUCUGUGAGAAUCACAUGAGCGAGUAGUUCACUCUUUAAAUAUAUAUUGGUUUUGGCUGAGCCUGACGCAAAUCUGCGUCGUAUCUGAGAUAAACAAACCCGUGUUUUGUACCAUACCGGUAUUUUCCACGGCUGUUAAAAUUGAAGUCAGAAGCCGGUUUGAUUUAAACUAUUUAUAGCAAGUAUGGAAUCGUUAGAUGACAUAAUAAUUCCAAAAUGAAACAUUUAAAUACCCUUCCUAAAGUUGACCACGCCCACCUCUCGGCGCGUCUUCAUACGUGUGCGUGCGUGGGCGCGCGGUCAGUGUGGAAGAUGCUGCCGGUGAGUCCAGACGCGGAUCCGAUGCUCGGUUGUCCUGUGAUGUGGAGACCGUGGGAUCUUUCAACAGCAGAGACGCAAUUCAACAAAGUGGUUUCUGGAGGUUUGAGGCGGCUUCAGACGUCUGAAGAUGUUUUCCAUCAUCCUGUGAGGCUCUUUCUGCCCAGAUCCAGGAUGCAGGAGUAUCUGUCUCAUCUGGGCCGGACGGUUUUGGCCAGUUUCCCCGUUCAGGCCACACUACACUUUUACAACGAUGAAGAUUCCAGCUCUGAGGAGGACGACGAUGAAACAGACACUUAUUAACCUCAUCAGAUCCACAUCUCUAUAACACGAACUCUCCAGCGAGACGAGAGCGAAGCGUGCGACCGCCAGGAAGCAGAACUCUGUUUAGGAAACAAGCCGUGUGAAUGGAGAGGGGAAACACGGCGGCGCGUUUCAGGAAGCGGCGCGGAUCCGCGGGAACAGGAUUAUCACCUGAGACGAGCAGAAAUACGGCGAGACAGGUCGGGUCACGCGCCGGUGAGACGGGUCACGCCAUCAAAGACUGAACACACCUUUGAUCCAAGGAAGAUCCUUCACAUUGUCCCACGUCUGGGAACGUCCUUAAAGGGAUAGUUCACCUAAAAAUGAAAACUGUCAUUUAUUCAUCUCUAACGUAAAUGAGAUAAACAUGUAUUAUAUUUUGAAGAAUGUUGUAACCAAACAUUUGCUGGUAGCCAUUGGUAGUCAGUGGGGACCAUUUUUGUUUUUUGGGUGAACUGUCCCUUUAAGGUGAAAAUGACCUGAUAGUGUUUCAUUUGUAUGUUGUUUUUGGAAUUUAUGCAAAGGUGUAUGUAUUUCUAUUAAAAUUUGAAUGCAAAUAAAAAGAUUUCUCAUCAUGCAUUUGUG